Trichobilharzia regenti is the source of this 3333-nucleotide messenger RNA. The record is from the annotation of a GenBank genome assembly. NCBI's taxonomy places the organism in Eukaryota, Metazoa, Platyhelminthes, Trematoda, Strigeidida, Schistosomatidae.
UGUGUAAAUUAUCGAAUUGAUGAUGCCUGUAAACUGGCGUCCCUCAUGUAAAAAAUGAGAAUAUAUAUUAUUAUUAUAGUGUUCUACUGAAUCUUGCUCCAAUAUUCACAAAACCUAUUCUUUUUACUCUUUAAGCUUUUAAUUUCUAAUAAAGUAAUCUGUUCAUUAGGACGCAUGCACACAUAUAUAAUAUGUUCAUAAUGAUGUACGUGGAGACCUAUUGGGAGCACUCAUUAAGAAAGCUAGGGAAAUGGAAUAUGAGGUACGAACUUAUCUGGUACCAAGCAAUAUACUUGCGGUAGCCAUAAUAAUCAUAGUCUCAGAGCCUAACAUCAAAAAGGAGGGAGGGUGGCGCUAGCUGAUCAGUAGAUAUGGUGGUGGUCACUAAGGUGAAUCACCCCAUUCUGCAGGAACAGCAAUAUGCAAUUUGACGGCUAGAGAUUUUCCCGAUUUUUAUGAGGACUUAGAUCUUUGUCUUGAAAAAGAUAAUAAUGAACGCCCAGACAGAUCAAGCCUCUGCCUUUAAAUAUAUGUCAUUCACUCAGCCUAUUGUUGAGACGCGACCACGUGGGCUCUGCACAGAUUUAUGGAGCAUCUUAUAAAUUAACUUGCUAUCCAUUUUCGGAUCUUUAAAAACCACUUCACAAUGUCUUAUCUCAUUCAUUUUCUAAUAACGUCUUUACUUGGUCCUCAUUAUAUACCUGAAUCAUGGAAAAAUAUCAAGAUCGUUCCAGUGCCUAAAUCAACAAGUGGACCUAAUGUUAAGUUUAGACCCAUUGCUAUUACUUCACCUUUUUUGAAAGUUAUGGAAAGACUUAUUUUACUUAAUCUUGAACCCUCUUUAAAGCCUUUCAACGACCCCAACCAGUUUGCUUAUAAACAUAGUAGGUGUACGUUAGAUGCCGCUUUUGUCCUUCACCAUAGCAUAGUCUCUAGUUUAGAUAGAGGAGAUAAAUACGUUCGGUGUGCCUUCUUUGAUUACAGGUCUGCAUUUGACUCUGUUUCCAGGUCUCUCUUGCUAAGUGGGCUUGCUGCAACGCAGGCUGAGAGCUGGACAAAUAAGUGGUUGCAUUCCUAUUUUUCUGAUAGGAAGCAGUACACCGUCUACAAUGGAAAGUCCUCCACUACCUCACUUACUUUAGCUGGUGUUCCUCAAGGGACUGUUCUUUCUCCCUUUCUGUUUUUGUUUUUCUUACAUGACUUGCCUCAUUCUGAUGUGGCCACUUUUGUUAAGUAUGCCGAUGACCUCUCGGUUUCUAUGCCUGUCAACUCUCAGUCGGAUUGUUCCAAAUUAAAUAUCUUUCUGUCGGAAAUUAGUCAGUGGUCCUCUUCAAACGGUCUUAAGCUUAAUCCGUCUAAAUGUCAGGUAGUCAAUUUCACUUUCAGACGUAAAUCUGACCUACAGCAACUGGUUAGCUCACAUGGCCCCACUAUCAUUGACGGCAUAGAGGUUGAAAAUACAUCUAAUGUCAAGUACCUAGGGCUGAGUUUUUCCACCGAUCUUUCCUGGUCCCCCACCAUCUUGCUAGUUACUAGAAAGAUGUUUAGCUUAACCUUCUACCUUAGGAAGUUAAGGCAGUCUGGCAUAAAGCAGUCUUUGCUUUCUCAGUUUGUCAAUUCUUGUAUUCUACCCAUCCCCCUUUACUUCUCCCCAUUAAUCUUUCCUGGACUAUUUAAGAAAGACUUUCCUUCGCUGAGAAGGGCACUAAAAGCUGUUAGUAGGGCAAGUGGGAUAUCGUUAAACCAACUGGUUAACACUAUUGUAGAUAGACAUAUUGCGUCAUGUAAGAAACUAGCGAAUACAAUAUUGUCGGACCCCGAGAAUCCUCUCUAUACGCAUCUAUCUCCUUGUAUUUCAUCUGGUAGAACUAGAAGUAGCUAUAGGCGGGUAUAUGCUAGGACUACCAAAUACAAAAACUCCACAAUACCAUAUCUGGCACAGCUGUUAUGUGAUGAGAAAUCCGUUAGGUAUGGCAUGAUAAACUUACUGUGGCACUCUAACAAAUAGUCCCAUUAGUUUUUGUUUUCCUUUCUUCGUUACUAUUGCAUUGCUGUUCUCAUCUUCUAUCACACAUCAAAUUUAUAUUUCAUAUCCUGUGGUGCAUUGUUUGAAAUGUAAACUCUACGCUGUUUUUUUGUUUUUAUUUAUUUUUUUAUUUAUCUUUUAUUUGUUUUUUGGCGUUGGUUUUUAUUUAUUUAUUUUUUGAUUUUAAAAAUCUUAUAUAAUUUAUGCGGUAAUUAAAUGCAAUAUACUGUAAUGCACGCUGAAAAUUACAUACCUCUACCACAAAUACCGUUUGGAAUAAAGCUGUUAUUUAUUAUUAAAUUGUCUCAUCGUUUGUCUCUGAAGAAAAGAAGAAGUGAAUUCUUUGGUUUUCUUCUUACCAUCCAGUGCUCUCCAAUGAGUGGACUAACUGUCCUAUUUCCAGUUGUACCUACCAGUUCUUUUACUCCAUUGGAGCAAGAUUUAUAGAUUGUUCAUUGAGUGUUUUGCCUGAAAGAUUCAAGCAAAAUUAUGCUAAGUGACUGCAAACAGGCCACAGUGGGUUAAUACGGAGUAUAUUUUCAACACUGGUCACCCAUUGUUUAAAGACAUCUCGUUCAAAGUCAUUUAUUAGGUUAAAAAAUGCCUACUGGAAAAAGCAGUUUCCGUGUUCUUCUCGCUGCCGUUUGUAUCUAAGACUGUAAUUUGUACACACGCUCACUAGUAUUGCUUUUUCAACUAACCUUUUAUUGAAUUGGUGGAUGGUGACUAGCAGUAGAAUCCAUGAUGCGCAUUUCACCCUGUUUGGGACUCGUCAUCUGGAUGUACCUGCAUUCCGCAGUGAGUGAUGUUGUUCCCACUGAGGCUUAAACCCCAGGGUCCGACAUGUCAACUUGAGACCGAACACUUUGGUCCAAUCAAUCGAUGGGAAAAUUUAAAAUUGAAUUAAUCCUUUUAUUUACUAUUCAUAAAUGUUUUGAUGGUCUGAACGAUGUUGAAAACUGUUUUGACUGAUUGAAGAUAUUACUGUAUAGCACUGUCAGAUUUUCUCAAAAUAAAAUUGCCUCCAUAACAGAAUUAUACCCUAUCACAGCGCCCAAGUUCUAUUCUUAUACGACUGAAGAUGCACAUUAAAAAGCUGGUUAAUGAACAAAGAAUAUUCUUUCCGUUAAAUUCGUCUCCAGGUUCUACAUUUAUAUGACCACAAUGAUUAAGGAGUUAUUGAUAUUAACAACAUUAAUGUUUCAAAUUACAUAGAAUCAAUAAUAUCGAUUGAUUAAAUUUCAAAAGCAUCAGUAGGUGGUAAUAUACAUCAAUGUAACACAACGCUGAGUUUAAGGUAAACUAAA